This is a messenger RNA of Copidosoma floridanum, 862 nucleotides long. RefSeq lists its product as uncharacterized. The record is from RefSeq and is a predicted model, not a curated record. Gene Ontology annotation, molecular function: zinc ion binding. NCBI's taxonomy places the organism in Eukaryota, Metazoa, Arthropoda, Insecta, Hymenoptera, Encyrtidae.
UUUCUUCGUGGUGGAAGAUGUGUUAAACACAAAAAGUUACUGGAUUACAUAUUUAACAUUACGAAAGUUGGUUUCCUACUCUUUUUUAAGGCCUAAAACAGCACUUUAAAGAGAUGUGGAAUACACUUAACCCUACAUCGAGCUGUUUGUUUACCUCUGAGCAGAAACUCUAAAACGUACGCGUUACGUUGAUCAGUGUUUACUUAUUAUUGAUUGCAUAAUCUGUUUUAAAAAAGUUCAUGUUUUGUAACAUCAUCUCCAAUACAAGUUGUACAGCACGUAUGACCAUAUACAAUGAAGCUGAUGUUGGCUGAAAUUUGUAAAUAUGGAGAAUGUACGAUUGCCAGCAAAAAUUUCGUCGAGGGAGAAAAGCUGUUGAAUGCUGACUAUUUACUCAAAUGUGGUACAUUAACAACACAUAAUGAUAAUGGUUAUGACAUAGUAGCAUAUUGUCGACAAGUCGCAUCGGCAAAUGAAAAACCUCAUGAAAUUAGGGGAAAUAUUAACAUUGAUGGUUCUGUUACAUCUUUUACAUGUUCUUGUGAGGCUGGUUCAAGUGGAAAAUGCAUACAUGUUUUAGCCGUUUUGCUAUUUUGUAGUCGAAACGAUGUUGAUAAAUUGGCUGAUUUUUCAAGCACAGACACCAAAUGCGCUUGGGCAAACUCUGGGACACCCAAUCCAAGUGAACUCAACUCCAAAAUAACUCUGGAACCAGUCACGGCUACUCCAAUAUGUGAGAUCAAAUGUUACAAAGACUCAUACAAGGGUGUUAACUCAAUAGCUUUAACUGAAACCCAAAGAAAUAAUUUACAAAAAAUGAUAAAUUCGUUUAACCCAGGCCAAAGUUCGUUGAGUUAGCACA